AUGGUGUCGUCUGUUGUUGUCAGCGGUUGCAAAAAAAAGGAAGAUGAAGAAGCGGAGCUGUCAAAAGCUUACGAACAGUUUCGCGAAACCUUUGAAGAAAGCGCACCCAUCACUGGGGGGAAGUCGUUUGUACGCGGUGCUGUUGUUAAUGCAAAUAAAGUUGUUGAUGAUAAUGGUACCAAACCCGCUAUCUAUAAGCCAAAGAUUGAACUGAAUAAGAAACCGCUCACUUCAAGUUCAUUUGAGCAAGCAAAAAAAAUUGCUGAAGAGAAAGCUCGCAGGAUGAUGGAAGAAGCUAAGAAGGGUCCCAUGAUUCCAGCUUCACGGCCUCCUAGACCUGGGAAGGGAAAUCAGCAAAGAAGUAGAACCAGCAAUUUAGAGGCUUUUAAAGAAGAAUUAAAAAGUUUGCAAGAAGAGAGGCAGCAGAGGCGGACUCUCCGGACGCAGAUGGAGCAGAUGGGAGUAGAGAAGGAAGCACUUGAUCGAAUUGCUCCUCUUAUCGACAAUCCUUAUCUUCAUGGUACCGGGGAGUAUGAUGAUGACCCAAACACAACUAAUAUUUACAUAUCGAAUAUAUCACUUGAGGUAAAAAUGGAGGAUCUCUACGACACUUUUGGUUCUUUUGGCCCCUUGGCAUCUGCCAAAAUCUUGUAUCCAAGGGACGAUGAUAGGAAACGGGAUCAUUUAUGUGGUUUUAUUGCAUUUAUGACGCGUAAGGAUACGGAAAGAGCAAUAAGAGGUAUGCAAGGGAGAAACCUAAAAGGGUCGGAGUUACGGUUAUCGUUAGCGAAGCCAGUGAACAUUCCUCCUCAGCCAAUUUAUGUGCCUCCAGCUCUAACUGAGCUUGCUAUGCCAGAUCCUCCAACGGGUCUUCCAUUCAACGCUAAGCCGAAAAAAAGGGAUUUAGAAGAUUUUUUAGCGAAAUUUCCUAUGCCGCGGUUGGGUGGACCUUUGCCUGAAGUCGGGAAUGGUAGAGAAGAAUACGAAAAGAUGCUCAGGAACGCCGUGGUGCGCGUAGUGGUUCCCACAGAAAGAAACCUAUUAGCCUUGAUACAUCGGACUAUCGAAUUUUUGGUACGUGAAGGGCCACUAUUCGAAGCUAUGCUUAUGGCCAGAGAAAGACAGAAUCCUGUUUACAGGUUUCUCUUUGAUAACCAUCACCCAGCCCAUGUAUAUUAUCGAUGGAAACUGUACUCCAUUUUGCAAGGGGACUCUCAACAAAGUUGGAGAACAAAAAAAUUCAGGAUGUUUGAUCAGGGUAGUUGGUGGCAACCACCUCCAAUGAAUUUAUUGCAGGGAGGCAUGCCAGAAUGCCUUUAUCACACUGCUUUUGCUGGCGGAGCAAGCCCUGAAAGACCUCCAGAAAGACGAAAGAAAAAGUACAGCAGUAGCGAAGAAGAUGAUGAAGACAGGAAAGCUGAAUUAAAGGCGAAGUGGAAGGGAGUACUAAGCACUGCAGAACGCGAUGAACUUGAAGAUAUUUUGCGAAGCCUAGUUCCUGAAAAAAAUUGCAUUGGAGAUGCAAUGAUCGCUCGCUUAUAUCUCAUUGCUGACAUUCUUGCUAAUUGUGCAGCUAGAAUACGGGAUGUAUUUUACUACCGCCAGUAUAUCGGGGAUUUGAUGCCUAGCAUAUUUAAGGAACUGAACAAGACAUACGAAAGUAUAGAAGGUCGCUUGAAGGCAGAACAGUUUAAACAGCGGGUCAUACUUUGUUUCCGUUCCUGGGAGGAUAAUUCACUUUAUGCUACUGAAUUCUUGAUUCAACUUCAAAAUGUCUUCCUCGGGUUGUCGAAAGAGGAAGAUGUGUCUGAAGAAGACAUUGAUGGUGCUCCGCUGGACGAAAGUGUUGAAGAAAUAAAAAGAAGUAAAGAUAAGGAGGCCAUUUUUGAUGACGAAGAAGACAUUGAUGGUGCUCCAAUUGAUGAUGAAGCAGAAGUAAAGCCUGUUAAAAAAGUUGCGGCAUUCAAAACAAGCCAGUGGAAUGCGGUAGAUCCUUCGGUAGUAGCAAGUCAGGCCAUUACUACAAGUAAAUGGGAUUCACUGGAGAACGGCAGAGAAGAAGAAACUUCUGAUGAUGGUCAAGAUAAUGUCAAAGAUGAGGAUAUUGAUGGUCAGCCAAUUGAAGAAACCAGCAAUCAGGGGAGUGAAGAUGGAGAAUAUCGUGAUGAUGAUGAUUCGAAACCUAAUACAAGUUCUCAGUCUUCAUACAAUUCGCUGAACCGAACUGAUGAGCAGAGGCGGAAAAUUUUGAGAGAGAUUGAGGUAAAAGUUAUGAAACUACAGGACGAACUGGAAGCCGAACAUUGCGAAGAUAUAGCUUCGCAGGUAGAAAAAUAUCGGGCCAUGUUGUUAAAGAAGAUGGAUGAGAAGUUGGGAGACGUUGAGGAAAAUAAAGAAAGACGAAGGAAAGAGAAACAAAGAAGGAGAUCUCGUAGCAGGAAAAGAGAUGAAAGAAGAUCAGAGAGAGAUAUAAGGGAAAAUAAUAGUGAGCGAAGCAAGGGAAGAGAACGAGAACGAGAAAGGGAUGCUGAGAGAAGCAGAAUAGACAAAGACAGGGCAAGAGACAAAAUUCGAGAUAGAUCAAGGUCGAGAUCGAGUACGUUAGCGAUCGGUCGUCAGACCGCCAACCACGAGCUUUCUUUGCAGUUGCCUCUUUCAGUUGUUGCUCCAAUAAAUCUUCACUACCUGGUAGUCAUGCAAUACUUUUAUACAAGUGUUAUUGAAUAA
Enterobius vermicularis (human pinworm) is the source of this 2727-nucleotide messenger RNA. The record is from the annotation of a GenBank genome assembly. NCBI's taxonomy places the organism in Eukaryota, Metazoa, Nematoda, Chromadorea, Rhabditida, Oxyuridae.